Molecule: messenger RNA, 351 nt
Organism: Porites lobata
Lineage: Eukaryota; Metazoa; Cnidaria; Anthozoa; Scleractinia; Poritidae
Source: the annotation of a GenBank genome assembly
UUAGAUUCUUUAAAAAAAGUGAAACCUAUUCAAGCAAUUAAACAGCUCCAUCGCUUGAUUAUGACGAAGACCAGCAAGUUUAUCAAAUGGUUGAUAAUAGCAGACAAUGUGAUUAACUUAAGCUUAGUCCGCGACUUGCUUCCUCUAACUGGCAGUAAGGAAUGGGGCCAUGGGCUAGUGCUUAUUACCACCCAAGAUAGUAGUACAAUUCCUCAAAACGCUCCUCACACAUAUCAUGAAUCAUUAAGCAAAGGAAUGAGGCGGGACGAGGCAGUGGAAUUGCUGGAAACAGUAUCGCAAAUUUCAGAGCCAGUACAAGCAGAAAAUGUCGCUGAACUUCUCGAUUUUCAG